Cladophialophora carrionii CBS 160.54 is the source of this 1917-nucleotide messenger RNA. RefSeq lists its product as uncharacterized. The record is from RefSeq and is a predicted model, not a curated record. Gene Ontology annotation, molecular function: ATP-dependent H2AZ histone chaperone activity. Gene Ontology annotation, cellular component: Swr1 complex. The coding region runs from base 1 to 1917 and encodes 638 amino acids. The transcript has a single exon. NCBI's taxonomy places the organism in Eukaryota, Fungi, Ascomycota, Eurotiomycetes, Chaetothyriales, Herpotrichiellaceae. Gene Ontology annotation, biological process: chromatin remodeling.
AUGGAGCCACCUCCACCGCCGCCGCCGCCGCACGGUUCCAAUCCUCAAGGCGGCGGCAGGUCAGGCGGUCUUCCUGACGGCAAAUAUGACAUUUUUGUCAUCCCUCCACACUCUGCCGGCGCAGGCUUCUUGUACCUCCCGUCUCUCCAGACCCAGCGCAAUUCCUUCUUGGCUGGAGUCAUCUGCACAGCAUCCGCUUUCUUCAUCUACUAUACUGCUGUGCCUGUGGUCAAAGAAUGGCUGUUUAGCACCAUCAACAGUGGUGGAACGGGCGUCUUUACCCUGGUUUGCGGUGUUGCAGUGUUGGCAUGGGCGCUCGGUAAGACACAGGGUGAAUGGCAGGGGCCUGAUCCGUCCAGUCGCUCCGGUCCCAGUCAUGGUACUGGUGGCCAGGGUCAAGGCCAUGCAGGCUAUGGCACUGGCUCGUACCCUCACUCGGGCCCUCAACCACCGCCACCACCACCUCACCAUGGCACGCAAGCUCCGCCUCAACCACCACCUCAGUCACCGCCUGGAACCAGCAGCCCUCCUCCUCAGUCGUCCUGGCAGAGACCACCGCCGCAGGCCAACACGAAAGCCAAUACCACAAAUGCGAAGUCAAGCUGGGAAAAGGCAAGAGAAGAGACUCGGAAGAGGGAAGAGGAACGAAAAAGAGCCGAAGAGCUGAGAAAGCGCAGAGAGGAACUGGAGAAAGAACGGCAACGGCAGAAAGAGGAACUGGAGAAACAACGGCUGAAAGCCCGGGAGAAGGAACUACGAGAGAGACUCGAGCGCGAGCUAAAAGAGAAAAGAGAGCGGGAAGACAAAGAUCGUCUGGCGAAAGCUGCUGCAGAAGAGAAGGCCGCGGCUGAAAAGGCGGCGGCACAGGCUGCUGAGAGGGAAAGGGAGAAGCUAGACAGGGAGAGGCUAGAGAAGGAAAGGGAGAGGCUGGAGAAGGGGAAGGAGAAGCUGAGGCAAGAGCAAACUGCCCGAAGUGCUGCACAGCGUCCCCCCAUGCCGACUGCGGCGACAGAACGAGACGACGACGCAUACUCGUUCAGACCCUACGAUCGACCCAAGCGAACGCACAAAGCCAACUCGGCGGCUUCGAUGUACUCGGAGUCCUCAUAUGCACCGUCAGUGAGUACGGCGAAAACCACGCCGCCGCCGUCUAUGCGUGGACCAUACUCGACGAAGGACCCGGAGAAGAUCGUGAUCAAAGGAGUCUAUUCCUUCAACAAUGCAUUCUCCCGCACCCCGAUUGCUCAGCUUGUGUCUGGUCAAGGUAACGUUACCGAUGGGCUGAUUCUCCGAAUCACCACCGAAGGUCUGUUCGUCGACGACGACCUACGAGGCGUGGGCCAACGAGAAUGGGAUGUCAAGGCUUGGACUAUGAAAUCGGCAGAGGUAUGGUGUCCCAAUGUUUCUCCCCCAGGAAAUGACCCGAAGACUGCUCCCUGGAGAAGGAACUUCUCCCUUGGACUUGGAAUGCAUGCGGAUUCGAGGCGAGAAACACCUUCACCCUCGCAGGGCGAAUCGUCUGCGUUCGUUAUCAAGCUGAUGAAAGCGUGCGGAGGGGAGUGCAAGGAGUCGUCUCGGGCUCAGGCUCGGGCCUCAAUGCACGGCUCUCGCCCUUCGUCUUCUUGGUCUUCUCGUUUCUCACUUGAUGUCACCGCAAGCGACCAUUCUACCAAAUCAUCUGAUACUGACUGUGCCGUCAAACAGAGCUGCGAGUUAUCGGGUUUGCACGUCCUCCGUGCCAGCAUACGCGAUCAAGAAGGCAAGAAAUACGUCUUCAUCUUGUCCCAAAGCGAAGGGUGGAAGGUUGCGGUUGGGCUGCAGAAAUUACGACGCGGCUCACAGGUUCGCGCCUUGGGCGUCGCGGGCAUGCCGAUGAAUGAAGGAAAGGCGAUCCUGGAGAAUCUGGGCUUCGUAUAG